AUGAGCCAAUGCGCGACUUGUCAUGCAAGUCUUGCUCUGAAAAAGUAUAUGAAGAAGAAAGUUGUUGCUGCUGCUGUUGCUGCUGCUGGAGUGACUCUAGUUCCAGCUCUAAGUCCUGUUCAAGCUGUACUUGCCCAUGCAAAUCCUCAUCUACUUCCUCGUCUUCCUCGUCUUCGUCGUCGUUGUCUUCAUCCUCAUCUUCAUCUUCAUCGUCAUCAUCUUCGUCUAAAUCAUCGAGCACUAGUUCCUUUUCUUCCAUUUGCACUUGCUCAUCGACAACAUCGUCAUCAUCGAAGUCGUCAUGUUCGUCAUCGUCAUCAUCAUCGACUUCCUGCUGUUGUCAAUGCCAUCAGCGCAGAUCAAAGAGCACAAAGCGCUGCAAGGGCAAAACUAGCAAGAGCAAGCGCUGCACUAGCACCAAACGAAAAGAAUCGCAUUGCAAGCCACGUGCCCACAGCUCAAGACGAUAGGGGCUUGAAUAAUGAUGGCACUAGAGGCUCACGAAGUCUACCGGAGUUAAUGCUCACUUCCCCGUUGACAAGUUUAGCCAUCCACUUUCAAAUAAUUUUCUGCCUUUCAACAAUUGUUUUAGGAUAUGUCGUUCGAGUUGGCAUUAAACCUUUUGGUCAAUUUUUGUUAUCCUCCUUUUUAGAGGAGGCUAAGUGUGUGGGUCAUCAUUCGACUAAAAUGAUGUCAAAAAGUUGUCACAGUUACUUCCUUUACGAGACGUGCAGCAUGGCCUACGGUCCAGAAUCAAGAAACUUUAAUGACCUCAUACCCAGGCACGCUCUCUUCCAGUCCGUCGAUGCUCUCAUAAUAAAACGCGAUGAUUACGGUCAACCACUGCCGCAUGCAGAGGCAGUGAGGACGCGUGGCAAAUCCUGCAUUUCAAGGUCGGUGCCGGCGUACCCAUCUGUGAGAGAAAAAACCGCUCAUCGAUUGGCCUCCUUGGAUUCCGACGGUUCCACAAGUCGCUCCGACUCCCCGGCUUCCUCUGCUUCUUCAUUCAGGCGCAUGGGGAGACCACCACCCCGAAGGAGGUUUUCAAGGUCGCAGGUUCGACGGACACCGCCAAGAAAUAUGUCCCCGAAUUACAGCAUCGAUCGGAUGCUUUCUAGCAGUCCCUAUAUGCAGUCGGAAUAUCCAAAAGCACAUUAUGAAAGGGCACCGAACAGGGCGCCGACGGAGAUAAAUGGUGAACCGGUCUAUUACAGAAAUUCUCGCCUCGCACAUCUGGCAAAAGUCAAGCCGCGCCCGCAGAAGUUUACAGAGAUUCCUAAGACACAGGCCAAGAAAACGCCAAAGCAUCAGCCAAAGAGGAAGCACCACGGAUACGCUAGGAAAUCCUCCACAUCUUCGUCGUCAUCUUCAUCGUCAUCAUCGUCGUCUUACUCCUCAUCUUCGUCGCCAUCCUCGUCUUCGAGAUCUUGUUCUUCAUCCUCAUCAACCUCGUCCUCGUCAGAAUCGAGAAGAAGACACCAUAAGUCAGAUGGCCGAGCAAACCACAAAAGGGGCCACUCCAGUCAUUUUCACGCCAAACACACUCAUUUCCAUUCAGAUCACUCGAAUCGGCACCACUCCAAUCAACCAACGAGACAGGGCCCCAUAAACAUUAAUGGCAGAGAUCCCAUCUCCCUUCAAAUAGAAAUCAUCUCAUCGAAAGGCAGUAAGAAACAAAACAAUACGUCCUCUGAGGCAUCAUCCAGUUCUGACACUCCGUACCCAGACACCAGAGGUGGACGCCAAGCAACUCCUCGGGGAAGAUCAGGUGUCAAUCUCAAAGCUAAUCACAAUCUUGAUGGAUGCUUUAAAUUUAUGGUACGAAGUAGUGGAACGCUCCGAUCAGAGGCAUCCAAGGAGAAUAAGCUCAAUCCGGAAAACUUAGCACAGAAAAUAUGUGCCAUCAACUGCAUGACUCCGUUCCUUUUCAUUCUACUUUUUAUUUACUGA
This is a messenger RNA of Echinococcus granulosus, 1950 nucleotides long. RefSeq lists its product as hypothetical. Lineage: Eukaryota; Metazoa; Platyhelminthes; Cestoda; Cyclophyllidea; Taeniidae. The record is from RefSeq and is a predicted model, not a curated record. The coding region runs from base 1 to 1950 and encodes 649 amino acids. The transcript is spliced from 21 exons.